Molecule: messenger RNA, 4641 nt
Organism: Drosophila ananassae
Lineage: Eukaryota; Metazoa; Arthropoda; Insecta; Diptera; Drosophilidae
Product: steroid receptor seven-up, isoforms B/C
Exons: 3
Coding region: 1142-3331 (729 amino acids)
Biological process (GO): anatomical structure development; regulation of transcription by RNA polymerase II; cell differentiation
Molecular function (GO): zinc ion binding; nuclear receptor activity; RNA polymerase II cis-regulatory region sequence-specific DNA binding
Source: RefSeq, a predicted model, not a curated record
GGCCGCCAGCCAACCAGCGAAGAACUCCUCCGGUCGCCACUCGAAAGGUAAACAACGAGGCAGUUCUUCUGGGUGGAGACUCACUUAAAGACCUGGUGGAAGCGGCUAGGUGGAAGACUAGAGCCAAAAAUAAAAGUAGCGAUAAGAACCUUAACGGUAAAGUAUCUGGCAGAUGCGAGCUAAUAAGCCGAGAGCAAACGGGUUCUAGCUGGCCGGGGCAAGUCCAAUGAGAAGAGUGUCUGCGGAGUGAGUGCGAGUGAAUCUCUGAGCGCUUUGUGGCGGCAACUGAACGAAGCGGCCAAGAGAGCAGUUGUGGUGGUGGUGGUAGUGGUGGUCGUGCCGAGAGUGCCGGAGUGGUGGUGGUGGUGGUGCUGGCCCGUGUGGUGGUGGCUGAGCAAAGCAAAUCAGCCAAACGCGUCGAAGGUCUUGCCCCGCUGGCGAGAGAGCAUGGCGUGCGAGCGGGAGCGGCGACUUUCACUCAACUGGCUGGGUGAAUAGAAAGGCCCCAAGUGCGAGCGGAGCAGCAGCAGGACACCGCCGGGGUGUCUGUGUCUCACUCCACGGAGAGAGAUUUGUGUGAUGUGUCGUUAGGUCGAAAUGGUCGAGUCGGGUCGGGUCGUGUACCUUUUGCCACGAAUGUUGUGCCACAGUCAGGCUCUGACUCGAGAACAGCUGAGAUUUCGCUGCUCCGCAUGACGCGCAUUUCGAAGAUAUCGAAGAUACAAAUAGCAAAGAUACUUGCGCUUGAGUUUGAAAUUUUUUCAAGUCCCAGCCGCCUUUCUUCUUCGUGAGUGCCGAUCGUGAAUAGAAAUCUAAUUCCAAAUCCAAAUCUAAAACAAAUCGCAAACAAAAAAUAAACGCCAAGUGAUUUUAAGUGAAUCGUGCUAAGAUGUUAGCAAGAAAAUAAAAAAAUACAUAAUAUUUUUGAAUCAAAAAUAUUUGAAAAAUAAAUAAAAGAAUUCGAACCGCUGACGAGAUAACCACCUCUGAGCCAAGGACUCAGCUUAAAGUACAUCCCAGUGAACAAGUCGCGGGCGGUACGAGUGCGUACAAAGUGUAUUCCAGCAAUUACCCCACGUGUUCCGACCCAGCCGCCAAAAUUAUUACACACAACUCUUUGAGCGUGUACGGUGGCGGCGUCAUGUGCGCCUCCCCGUCCACGGCUCCCGGAUUCUUCAAUCCCCGCACCCAGUCCGGCGCGGAGCUCUCGCCCUUCGACCUGGGCCUCUCCCGCUCGAUGGGUCUGGGCGUCCCGCCGCACACAGCCUGGCACGAGCCGCCCAACCUGGGCAGCCACCUGCACGCUGCCUCCGCCGGUCCCGGCGGUUCCCUCGCCGGCACCGGAGCCACCGUAGGUGGUGGUGCGCCCAGUGCCGGUCUACCCACCGCCGGCGGUGGCACCACACCCAGCAGCGUGGCCAGCCAGCAGUCGGCCGUGAUCAAGCAGGACCUCUCGAGCCUGAACCAGAGCUCCGGCGGCCACCACAACAUCAAGGAGGACCUCUCCAGCCUGCCCAGCGCCAACGGAGGAUCCGCUGCCGGCCAUCACUCUGGUGGAGGCAAUGCCGGCGUCCAGGGACACGGCUCCGACAUGCUGCCCCUGAUCAAGGGACAUGGCGGCCAGGAAAUGCUCACCACCAUCAAGGGCCAGCCGGUGGGCUGUGGCAGCACCACGCCCAGCUCCCAGGCGAACAGCUCCCACUCGCAGAGCAGCAACAGCGGCUCCCAGAUCGACAGCAAGCAGAACAUCGAGUGCGUGGUGUGCGGCGACAAGAGCUCCGGCAAGCACUACGGCCAGUUUACCUGCGAAGGCUGCAAGUCGUUCUUCAAGCGCUCGGUGCGACGCAAUCUCACUUAUUCGUGCCGCGGCAGCCGAAACUGCCCCAUUGACCAGCACCAUCGGAAUCAAUGUCAAUAUUGCCGCUUGAAGAAGUGCCUCAAGAUGGGCAUGCGACGCGAAGCUGUGCAACGUGGCCGCGUUCCGCCCACCCAGCCCGGUCUGGCCGGCAUGCACGGACAGUACCAGAUCGCCAACGGAGACCCCAUGGGAAUCGCUGGCUUCAAUGGGCACUCGUACCUCAGUUCCUACAUCUCGCUGCUGCUGCGGGCGGAGCCGUAUCCCACCUCCCGAUAUGGCCAGUGCAUGCAGCCCAACAACAUUAUGGGCAUCGACAACAUCUGCGAACUGGCCGCCCGACUCCUCUUCUCCGCUGUGGAGUGGGCCAAGAACAUACCCUUCUUCCCGGAGCUGCAGGUGACCGACCAGGUGGCGCUCCUGCGACUGGUCUGGUCGGAACUGUUCGUCCUGAACGCCAGCCAGUGCUCAAUGCCGCUGCAUGUGGCGCCGCUGCUGGCCGCCGCCGGACUGCACGCCUCCCCAAUGGCCGCCGACCGAGUGGUCGCCUUCAUGGACCACAUCCGCAUCUUCCAGGAGCAGGUCGAGAAGCUGAAGGCGCUGCACGUGGACUCGGCGGAGUACUCCUGCCUCAAGGCCAUCGUGCUGUUUACCACCGGUAAGUUGCUGGACAUCCUGUACAAGGAUGUGCCGGCGCUGCUCGCCAAGGUUUCAGGGCUGCUGGUUAAGAGCUUAAAGGUGUCAAACGAUGAGGUUUUGAAUGUGGUGCGCGAACACCUGGAUGAGUUCAAUCGCCUGGAGCUGGAGUCCAAGGCGCCCCAACAGGCUCCCAUACACCUGGCUACCUUCAUGAAGAGCGUGGCCGGCGUCGAGGCUGCAGUGCAGCAGGCCGAGAAUCAGCAGCAGGAGCGCGCUACAACCUCCUCCGCCUCCUCCUCCGCUGUAGUGACUUCCUCUGCCUCCUCUGCUGCUGCCGCUUCUGCUGCUCCCCUGGUGCCCUCCGCCGGCAGUGCCUUCAGCAGCUGUCAGGUGAAGAGCGCCGGCUCCGAGGUGGAUCUUCUGGCCAGCCUGUAUGCCCAGGCCCAGGCCACACCCCCCAGUUCGGGAGGCGACUCCUCCGGGCACAAUAAUAGCAGCGGUCUGGGCGCCUCGCUUCCUACUCAAUCGCAAAGCGGUUCGUCCUCCCUCCACCUAACCGCCUCGCCUCUGAGUACUUCGCUGGCCCCACCCGCCUCGACAGCAGCCCCUGCGGUGACCACCACCACCGCAUCCUCCGCUGCAUCCUCGGCGCUGGGCGGUGGAGCCUAUCAGACGCUGUUCCACUACCAAACGCCACCGCGCGCCCCCUUCGGAUCGGCCUUCGAUAUGUUCCACCACAGUACGCCCUUCGGGGUGGGCGUGGGCCAGGGGUCCUACGGGAGCCCCAGCUACAGGUACUCGCCCUAUAGCCUCGCCGGCAGUAGAUGGCAGUUGUAGGAUCUCACCCUGUACUUGCCUGUAAAUCAGUAAUCUGUAUCUAUAUAGCUGCUAGGUCAAACCCCCGUACAUGUACUUACGUUAGUGCCUAUUGCUAGUAUUUCUCUAUUUAUUGCCUUAUGCUAAGUUAAUUUAUUUUAGUGGUAAUCCUUAGCUUAGACUCGUCUAGUGAACUUUGACAAAAUACCAAAAAUCGAUGAGGGAGGAGAUGAAAGAAUUUAUGAAUAUACAAAAGCUGUUGCUGUUGAACAAAAAAUCUAAUCCUGGCUUGUGUUUUUACUCGUUAUUGUUACUAAUGCUUACACCGCUUGUUGACUAAUUUUAAACUUAUUAACCUUGUUUUAUUUGCUUACUUUACUAACAAAUCAUUAUUAGAAAUCACGUUAUUAUAUCGAGUGGGAUCCUACUUUAUAUUUGAUGUAUUUGUUGCCGUAAACAAACAAUGUUUAAGUUGUUUAUUUUUGAAUUUUUAAACUCUUACAAUAUUUACAGUAUUAUAAUUUUCAGGCUUAUAUAAUUAUUUUAUACUUCAAUCAAGAGUUUAUAUAAAUUUAAAAACAAGAGAUUGAGAUAUAGAAUAAUUGUUAAAUUAUAGAGUCAGACAAUGAUUAAAUUGUUUUUAGUGAAAACUAUUAAAAUAGUUUAAUCAUUGUUUGUGUUCAAAGAUAAAUAGAUUGAUUUUCUGAAUAAAUAAUUUUCAAUAAAUAAAUUUCAUUGCGUGAUCACAUGAUUUUGUUUUAAAAAGAACAUAUGAAAACAAAACCAUAUGAUUUUUUCCAUUUAAAGAUUUUUAAACAAAAACAAUACAAUUAAUAAAUAAAAGCCCAAGAUUCUUAAAAUGAUGAGCACUCUCUGAUUAAGUGAUCGAGGCUCCAUAAUCCCCCAGGUAAAGGUACACCCAUUUUAUUAAACCUAUUUCAGCUCAUUGGAAAACUUUAAUUUUUGUUGAUUUUUUCAUGUUUCUAAAAUACUAUAAUUUCACCAAAACUUAUGGUUUUCCUUGGUUCAAAAUGCAUAUUUAUUUAACACUAAUCUUUUCACAUUUUUAUUUCAUUUUUUAACAAAAGCUUUGCACAAAAACACAAAAUUUAAUCUCAUCCGCACGUGGCAACGAAACUCUGGACUUUGGGAUUACUCACACACACUCACACCCACCUAACACAUGCACACUGCACACAAACACAAUCACACAAAUAAAUCACGGCAGCUUAUAUGCGAAUAAUUUAAAUAUUUUUAAAACGCCUUAUAUAUACUUAUUUUUAGACAAUUAGGUUCCACGCGAAAUAAAUCACAGAACUUUUGUAUGCAAA